Molecule: messenger RNA, 2775 nt
Organism: Penaeus chinensis
Lineage: Eukaryota; Metazoa; Arthropoda; Malacostraca; Decapoda; Penaeidae
Product: collagen alpha-1(VII) chain-like
Exons: 9
Coding region: 1-2775 (924 amino acids)
Source: RefSeq, a predicted model, not a curated record
AUGACAGUUCACAAGUCAUUUGAAAGUAGCACUAUCAAGCAGUCUUCUGUUAGUAGUACACUUAUCUCAAGAACUGAGCAGCUAAUGUCAACAAAGACAUAUGAUUCUGAGGAAGAUUAUGAACCAGAUGAAAUUAAGGAAAUACUAGGUGAUGAGCCAGAAACUAGAGAUGGAAACAAGGAACCUAGGAGGUCUAGCCCUCGUAGGCCAGGAGAAAAGCCUGAUGCCAAAAGAGUUAGUCCACAUGAUGCAGUUAAAGAACCAAAGAAAGGUAGCCCAGGUGACAAAGAUAAAGAGCCCAGAAAAAUUAGCCCUGGAAGACCUGGUGAUAGAAACAAAGAACCUAGAAAGGUCAGUCCAGGAAGGCCAAGUGACAAAGACAAGGAACCCAAAAAAGUUGGAAGGCCAAGUGAAGCAGGGAAAGAACCCAGGAAGUAUAGUCCUGGAAGACCGGGUGAGAAAGACAAAGAACCUAGAAAAGUUAUUACUGGCAAGCCAAGUGAUAAAGAGAAAGAUCCUAGAAAGGUCAGUCCUAGGAAACCUAGUAAACCAGAUGAUGAAGAGCCAGUUUCAGGGGAUGAUUCUGAAACAUAUGAGUUGUCAACAACAGUACGAAAAACAUAUGAAACUAGUGACAUCAGGCGAUCUGCUGUUAGCAGAGCAGUGGUUUCUCGGACAGAGAAAAUUGUGACCAGCCACACAACUGAGUCUGAUGAGGAACUCAAAAAAAUACGAACACCAAGAGAAGAAUCUCCAGAGAAACCAGACAAGAAAACAUUGAGCAAAGAACCAGUUGAUGAUGAAAGAGAGCCUGCCAAACGAAAACCAAGCAAACCAGGUGAUCGACCAGAGAAGGGAAGGGUGAAACCUGGAGAUGGGAAGAUGAGUCCUAGAAAACCGGGUGACGAACCAGAAGUUACGAAAAAGAAGCCCGGAAGACCAGGAGAAACAGACACAGUUAAAAGACCGAGCAAAGAUAAGCCUGGUAGGCCUGAUGAUGAUGAUAUAAGGAAAAAACCAAGUAGACCAGGUGAAGAGCCUGAAAAUAUAAAGAGAAAACCAAGCAGGCCAGGCGAGGAAGAACCGGAAGAUGUUAGGAGACCACGCAAACCUGGAAAGCCUGAUGAGAAAGAGCCUGAGGAUGUCAAGAGGAAGCCGGGCAGGCCAGGCGAAGAAGAACCAGAAGAUAUUAGGAGGAGGCCAAGCAGACCAGAUGAAGAUGAACCUGAGUAUAUUAAUAUGAGAACAGAUAGACCAGACAAAGAACCCUUAGAAAUAAAUAGGAGACCAGGCAGACCAGGAGAUGAAGAGCCAGAAGACAUGAGGGAAAGACCAGAUAAGCCAGCUGAACCUGAUACAUACAAUUCUGAGAUAAAUGUCACAAGUAGGGAAACCUUAGAGAGGAGUGCUGUUCAUAGAUCCACUAUUAGUACAGUGGUAUCUAGAACAGACGAAUUUGUGACAAGCCAAAGCAUUGAUUUUGAGGAUGUAGAAGAUACAAAAUCUGUGCGAAAACCAAAGGAAGAAGCACCUGGAAAGAAAUCCAUAAAACCAAUGAGUGGAAAGCCAGGGGUCACAAAGAAAGUAAGUAGACCAGGUAAUGAAGAGCCUGAGGAUAUCAAGAAACAUCCAGGCAAAACAGGGAAGCCUGGUAGGCCGAGUGACAAAGAACCAGAGGAAACCAUAAGAAGACCAGGCAAACCUGGAAAGCCAGAUGAUGAGAAACCUGAAGAUAGCAAAAAGAAACCAAGCAAACCUGGUAAGCCAGGUAAGGAUGAGCCUGAAGAUCUUAAGAGGAGGCCAGGGAAACCAGGUAGGCCAGGCGAAGAACCUGAAGACAUAAGUAGGAGACCAGGCAAGCCCAGAAAGCCAGGAGAGGAAGAACCUGAUGACGUAAGCAGGAGACCAGGCAAGCCUGGAAGGCCAGGAGAGGAAGAGCCAGGAGAGGAAGAACCUGAUGACGUAAGCAGGAGACCAGGAGAGGAAGAGCCUGAAGACAUAAGGAGGAAACCAAGCAAGCCUGGAAGGCCAGGAGAGGAAGAGCCUGUUGACGUAAGGAGGAAACCAAGCAAGCCUGGAAGGCCAGGAGAGGAAGAGCCUGAUGACGUAAGGAGGAAACCAAGAGAGGAAGAGCCUGAAGACAUAAGGAGGAAACCAAGCAAGCCUGAAAGGCCAGGAGAGGAAGAGCCUGAAGAUGUAAGGAAGAGACCAGGCAAGCCUGGAAAGCCAGGAGAGGAAGAGCCUGAAGACGUAAGGAGGAAACCAAGUAAGCCUGGAAGGCCAGGAGAGGAAGAGCCUGAUGACGUAAAGAGGAGACCAGGCAAGCCCGGAAGGCCAGGAGAGGAAGAGCCUGAGUUAACAGUAACAAGAAGGGAAACCUUAGAGAGGAGUACCAUUCAAAGGUCCACAGUUAGUAGUACUAUGGUAUCGAAAACAGAUGAAUUUAUUACAAGUCAGACCACUGACUUUGAAGAAUCUGAAGAUUUUAUAAAAAGACUAAGCAGGCCAGGAGAGGAACAGCCUGAAAACGUAAGGAGGAAACCAAGCAAGCCCGGAAGGCCAGGAGAGGAAGAGCCAGGAGAGGAAGAGCCUGAUGAUGUAAAGAGGAGACCAGGCAAGCCCGGAAGGCCAGGAGAGGAAGAGCCUGAUGACGUAAGCAGGAGACCAGGCAAGCCCGGAAGGCCAGGAGAGGAAGAGCCUGAUGACGUAAGGAAGAGACCAGGAAGACCAGAUGAACCUGAUACAUAUGAGGAAACUGAGUUAUCUAACAGAUGA